Messenger RNA from Adineta steineri, 405 nucleotides. Lineage: Eukaryota; Metazoa; Rotifera; Eurotatoria; Adinetida; Adinetidae. The record is from the annotation of a GenBank genome assembly.
GCUGAUGAAUUUGUGCUCGAAGACGUUGAAGUAUCAGUGAGUGAUCAUGUACAAAAAGUAUUGAAACCAAAUUGGUCUGCAUCAUGGGAAGAAAUUGGAGCUGAAAAUGAACUUGAAGAUACAUACACAUUACCUAUUCCAACACUUGAAGAAUGUGUGAAAAAAAUCAUCAGUUAUAUGGGUAUGCAACCUUGUGAAAGAUCGGAUAAAGUUCCUGAUGGUAAAGCUUCACAUGCAUUAUAUUUGGCUGGUGUUUAUCGUGGCGGACAUGAUGUACUUGUUCGAGCGAAAAUGGCAUUAGGUGGAACAUCAUCAGACCCAGGAGCACAAGCGAUCACAAUGCAAUUAACAAUACGUUCAACUGAUGAAUCAGCUGUACAAGUUAUUGCUUCAGCAGUGGAGUAA